Molecule: messenger RNA, 618 nt
Organism: Geodia barretti
Lineage: Eukaryota; Metazoa; Porifera; Demospongiae; Tetractinellida; Geodiidae
Source: the annotation of a GenBank genome assembly
AUGGCUCUGGUACUCGCGGGUUGCACCUCCGCGAAACACCAGCAGAUGCAGAACGAACGCGAUACCCGUCGUGAGGCGUACGAAGAUGUCCGACGAAAAGAGACAUUCAAACGCAGUCGAGACUUUUUAUCGGACGACAUGCUUGGUAAGUGGCGAUUUCUUGAACUUGUCGUUGAGGAACGGGGUGGGAGCGAAGACAUUUUGAAAGUGAAGGCCGAGCGCGCCGCACGUAGGCUUAAGGGACUUACACUUCGAUUUUGGAAGAGCGGCAAUACCGCUUACCAGUACCAAAUUGAAAAUAUGAUGCCGAAGACCUACGGAACAUACACGACAAGGACAGUCCAUAGGGGGGAUAAACCGAAGAGUGGUAGGAUCCACUUCUAUCCAGUCUCCGGUACCCAGGUACCGGAUCUCCUUUUCAAUUUCGCGAAGGGCAUUCAUCAGCAGGUACUUUUAAGUGAUGGAGAAGUCCUCUCUACAAUACUAAGGAUAGACAUACCGAGAAUCUCGAUGAAAGACAGAGAGAUGGAUCUUACGCUGGAUCUCGGCAUGAUAUUGGCACCUGACGGAUGGCUUCACCGCGGGAACAUCCGCUGUUCCUUCGAGCGGAUCGAAUAG